Molecule: messenger RNA, 1532 nt
Organism: Candidula unifasciata
Lineage: Eukaryota; Metazoa; Mollusca; Gastropoda; Stylommatophora; Geomitridae
Source: the annotation of a GenBank genome assembly
CGCCCAAGCUUGGUCAAACAUUUGCUUUUGCUAAACAUUUCCAAAAUAAUAUGGUACUACAGAAAGCACCAGCCAGAGCCAAUAUUUAUGGGUUUUCAUCUGCAAUUGGUCAAAAAGUCAUUGCUCAGAUGAGAACACCUUCACGCCAAUACUAUUAUUCUACAACAGUCCAGCAAGGCCAGUCUCCAGAUAUCGGUGUAUGGAGUUUCAGCCUGGACCCAAUAGAUGCUAAUGUAACAGUGAGCAUCAGUGUUCAGUCAGAGUUAGGGGGGCUUACCAUAGGCAAUGUCAUUUUUGGUGAUGUUUGGCUUUGCUCUGGACAGUCUAAUAUGGAGUUCACGGUUAUUCAGAUGCUGCAAGCUAAACAAGAAAUAGCAGAAGCCAAAAAUUACCCAAAUGUUCGACUUGUGACAGUAGCAGAAGAACAAUCUCCCACACCUCUGUAUGACUUGAUUUCCAUCCAGGAAGAUUGGACUUCACCCAGCAGUGCAAGCGUAGGUGGUCCAGCGUGGGAGUAUUUCUCUGCUGUGUGCUGGUUGUUUGGAAAAAAUAUACAUAAGGAACUUGGCUACCCCAUUGGUUUAGUGGCCACAGACUGGGGUGGCACUCCUGUAGAGGCAUGGUCAUCCCCUGAAGCUCUUGCUGAGUGUGGAGUCACCAGCACAGACAACACUGCCAGAGCUAAGCUCACAGGACCUCAAACUAACACAGUUCUGUGGAAUGCCAUGGUAAAUCCACUGCUUGGUAUGACCAUUUAUGGAGCCAUAUGGUACCAAGGUGAAAAUGACGCAAGUGGUGCCAUGAUGAAUCGCUAUAACUGCACUUUUCCAACAAUGAUUAAAGACUGGAGAAAAAACUUUAACAAAUUUUCAAAUGGACAAACAAGUGCCUCAUUCCCCUUUGGUUUUGUGCAGUUGGCACCAAAUAGAAAUGAUCAGUCAAUAUCUGUUGGGUUUUCUGAUAUAAGAUUCCACCAGACGGCUGACUGGGGUUAUGUACCAAACCGUGACAUGCCCAAUGUAUUUAUGGCUGUAGCUAUGGAUUUGCCAGACUUCAGCUCAUCAUAUGGCUCCAUUCACCCUAGAGAUAAAACAGAUGUUGGGUUCAGAUUAACUUUAUCCGGACUGGCUGUUGCUUAUGGAAAACAAGAAGUGUUCCAGGGGCCAUUUCCUGUGAAAGGUGAUGUCGUGUCUGAUAAUUUAAUUCUGGAUUAUGGAGACUCUGCAAACUUACAAAUCAAAGACACAGAAGGUUUUGAGAUCCUCUGUGUUAAGGGUGUAGCAGAAGAAUGGAUCCCAACAAGUAUUAUAGCCCAUAACACAACAGCUGUCACUCUCUUCUCAAAUGUUUGUAACCCAGGGCAGCAGCUCCGAGGUUUGCGUUAUGCAUGGAGAGAAUCCCCAUGCGCCUUCAAGAAGUGUGCAGUUUAUGAAACUAUAAAUGAUCUUCCAGCACCACCAUUUGUGGCCAUUAAUUCUGAUGCUGCUGUUGAUAAAUUACAGUUCAGAUUUGAUGGACCUAUGCACUAUUGA